Messenger RNA from Solanum pennellii, 1061 nucleotides. RefSeq lists its product as uncharacterized. The transcript is spliced from 3 exons. The record is from RefSeq and is a predicted model, not a curated record. Bases 66 to 791 code for a protein of 241 amino acids. Gene Ontology annotation, molecular function: DNA binding. NCBI's taxonomy places the organism in Eukaryota, Viridiplantae, Streptophyta, Magnoliopsida, Solanales, Solanaceae.
UUUUCUAUUUUGGACUAUUCCACACUUUCUAAAGCAGUCUUUAGUAAAUUUUCUAUUAUAUAGAUAUGUAUGAAGUAUUUAUACAUGUAAUGCUUAAGUGUGCAAGUCUAGAGAGAAUAAACAAGAAAAAGAUAAGUAAUUCCUUCUAUGAUUUCUACUCUUUUUUUUCUUUUGAAAAAAAAAACAGAAACAAAUUAAAGAUGCUAAUGGAUACUGAUCAGCCUCCGUCGUUUUGCAAGAUUAUAUUAUCUAGAGAAACCGUCAUGAAUAAAAUGCAAUUGCCAUCUUGUUUCGUCAAAGAUAACAAAAAAAUCUUGAGUAAGAAUUGUCUACUAAAAACGAGUGAAGCUGGAAUGUCAUGGGAAGCAAAGAUCGCGAGAAAAAAGCCAAAUUACUUCAUAUGUGAAAAAGAUUGGCCACAAUUUGUGUUGCAUCACCAAGUGGAGCCAAGAGACAUUUUGAUCUUCUCACUCAUUGAAAAAUCAGCAUUCCAUGUACGUCCAUACACACCAAAAAAUUGUAGAAACAUUACUCGUAAGAGGCAACUUAUGAAGAACUCAAGCAGCAGUAGCUCUAAAGAGGAGAUUGGACCUUCAAAGAGAGUUAAGAAAAUGGAACCAAUAAUAGUAGUAUCGGAUACUGAGGAAGAAAGUGUUGAUGUGUCAUUCAGUGAUGAUGAUGAAGAUGAUCCUCCCUACUCACAUCGUGCAACUUACUAUAAAAAUCCUAAGCGGAAAAAAGUGUCAUCAGACUAUUCCAAUUGGAUUCGCCAGAAGGACAGGCAUAACUAAUCUGAAGAAAAUGAGAGUAAUUAAUGAAAAAGGUAAAAAAGAGUGGGAAGUGGAAAUAGUGCAUACUGGGCCAAGGGUUACCAGAAAAAAUGGACGGGCUGAAUUUCGAACACAUAACAAGAUAGUUGAUGGUGAGACUUGCCUCUUCAAGUUGAUUACUGCUAGUGUUUUGCAUGUUCAGAAGAUCCCAAUACCUCAUUCCUUGCUAUAUUUUUAGCUACAAUUCUUUGAGUUGUAUUUAACUAAAAAGUAUAUUAGUAAGGACUUAAU